This is a messenger RNA of Vollenhovia emeryi, 5512 nucleotides long. RefSeq names its product protocadherin-15 (gene Cad99C). Gene Ontology annotation, molecular function: calcium ion binding. The coding region runs from base 489 to 5270 and encodes 1593 amino acids. The transcript is spliced from 22 exons. Gene Ontology annotation, cellular component: plasma membrane. NCBI's taxonomy places the organism in Eukaryota, Metazoa, Arthropoda, Insecta, Hymenoptera, Formicidae. Gene Ontology annotation, biological process: homophilic cell-cell adhesion. The record is from RefSeq and is a predicted model, not a curated record.
GCCACGCGUUCCUUCGCCGAACAGAGAAGCAGACGCGUCGCCGGAAACGCGGCUUCCUCGUCGAGGGGGUGGACAGGUUCCACUCACCCCAUUGACCCACUGAUCGAGUCCUCCUCGGUAUCGAUGCCGACGAUCGCGCGGAGAUCCCUCGGAUAGUCCUCCCUUGAUUGUACCGGUAGAUCCGGAGAGGCGGAGGAGGAUUUUAUACGCGUGUCUUGUGUGUGGAAAAGUGGAGGAGGCGUUUACGGCGCGCGUCUCUCCCGUGUGUAAUGUGCUUGCGUAUGAUGUGAUUCGUGUUGACUGUGUAAGGUGCAACGACACGACGAGAGAAAGAAAUAGAGAAGAGAAGGGAAGGAAAAGAGAGAGAGAGAGAGCGAGAGAAAGAAAGAGAGGGACGACGAUUUCAAAUUUCGCUCUCGACGCCAGCCGCUCCGAUUGUCUCCUUCGUAGACAUGCCCCUGCUGAACGGUCAGCAACUGUGACGCUAGAUGACAUAUAGGCGCGCACGUGCACCAGUCAUGGCACGAACAAUGACCCGUUGGUUUUGGUGCUUGCUGUGCGUGAUUUUACACCUUCGGGGCGCCCAUUCUAAAGUCGGUUUAUGCGAAGUGGAAGCAGGACAAUCGAAUAUCAUCCUCGAUAUCGAAGAGAGCAGAGGAAAUGCAAUCGAUCAGAGAACCGUGCCGGAAGAGCUUCCGGUGUCCGGCGAUCCCUAUAACGAGACUAUGCUGGAGCUUAUCUUCCCUGGAAGAAAGAUUCCCCUUUUCAAACUGAAUGGCAAGAAACUGCAGCUUCUCCAGCCGUUGGACAGAGACGACGAGAAUCUCUCGCACGUGGUUUUUCAGUUAAGCUGCACGGUGAAGUUGACUAACAAGAAGCGGACGAUUCCGGUGAUCGUGAGAGUGUCCGACAUCAACGACAACGCGCCGAAGUUCACCGACACGCCGUACGAGACCACUGUGCCGGAGCUCACCCCGGUCGGCUCGACCAUCUUCAAGAACAUCGUCGCGAUCGACGCCGAUGCCGGUGUCAACGGCAUCGUCGAGUACUCGAUCGCGCCCGGCGACGGCAGCAGGAUCGGCAGCAACGAGGGUGUCGGGCGCAAUAGGAUCACCACCGUCGACGGCUACGGUUACUUCAGCAUCAACCUGCCGCACCAAGGACAGGUCACGGUUAAUCGAACACUCGACUACGAGAGGACUCAGCGUUAUCUCGUCACCAUCUUGGCAUCGGAUCGAGCGAGGAACGUUUCUGAAAGAUUCACAUCCACGACCACGUUGACGGUGAAUAUACGGGACGAUGACGAUCAGGAUCCGUCCUUUAUUUAUCAAGGCUGCAUGCUCUUGGAUGGCGCCUGCAUCAAUCCGGAGUACUCCGCGUCGGUAUCGAGCGGAGUAUUAUCCGGCAUACUCAACAUCUCGCCCGAGAAAAUACAGGCGGUCGACAUGGACAGUAUAAACGCACCGAUUCACUACUCCUUUCUCAGCGGAAAUCCGCCGAAUUACCGGGAUUUCUUCGAGAUUAAUCCCAACACCGGGGCGGUGAGGCAGGUCAAAGCCGUCGACACGACGGUAACGAAGAAGUUUGAUAUUAUUAUUAAGGCAGUCGAAGUGUCGGAAGCGAAGAGAUCGGCCACUGCUAAGUUAACAAUCACCGUCAAGCCGGUCGACAGCAAUCCACCCGUUAUAACGGCGUCAAACAUCGAAGGUUUCGUCGACGAGAACGCUCCGAUCGGCACAAAAGUCAUCGAUGGAAGCGGAAAUCCCAUUGUGCUCACCGUGUCGGAUGCUGAUCUGGGCCCGGACGAUCCGAAACCGACGUACACUUUCGAGCUGACCACGAAUUUCUUCGCGAUCGAUCCGUCCGGCGUGCUUGUCGUGAACGAGGAGAAUCUGGAUCGGGAUCCUCCGAGUCCCGGCCGCUUCCGGUUCCAGGUGGUUGCCCGGGAGAAAACGGGUGUGGCCGCGUCGUCGCCCCUGUCGUUUGUCGUGACGUUGAACGACGUCAACGACAAUGCGCCUCUGCUUCCGAUGAUGGCACCCAUCACCGUUCAAGCGGGGGAGACGAAGAGACAAAUAGCAAAGGUGGAGGCCACGGACAACGACGAGGGCGAAAACGCCGAGAUAACGUACAGUAUCUAUCACGUGUCGAACAACGGCCUGCAAAAGUUCAAGAUAGAUCCGAAGACCGGAGUUAUCGAGUCCGUGAGGAAACUGAACGCCGGCGAACAGUACAGCAUCACCGUGCAGGCCACCGACAAGGGUGGCAAGUACUCGCAGACGAUCGUCGAGGUGAACGUCAUUCCUGGGCCCAACACCAGAAGCCCCGUGUUCAAGCAACCGGUGUACGAGGUGCAAGUCAGCGAGGGGGCCUCCAUCAAUUCCACAGUCGCGACUAUCACUGCCAUCGACCCAGAAAACGAUCCGGUGUCGUACUCGAUAGUAUCGGGGAAUGACUUGCGCCAGUUUGCGAUCGGCGACAAAUCAGGCGUUAUUACCGUUAUAAGGAAGUUGGAUAGGGAGGAUCUGACCCGAUAUCAGUUGCUGAUAAAGGCCGAGGAUACCGGCGGCCUCUACAGCACCGCGACGGUCAACAUCAUGGUCACCGACAUCAACGACAAGAAUCCCGAAUUCGUGGGUCUCCCUUACGAGUUCACCGUUAAGGAGGGCGAGGCGCGCAAAUUAAUCGGCCGCGUGCAUGCCGAAGACGCGGACGAAGGUAUAAACGCCGAGAUCACUUACUUCGCACCCGAUGAUAUUCCCUUCACCGUGGACCCCGAGACCGGAGAUGUCCUGACGAAAAUAGUGCUAGACUACGAGCAGAAAAACGAAUACAAAUUCGUAGUCACCGCGAGGGAUGGAGCCCCCGAUUAUCGUUUAGCGACCGCAACAGUCACGGUGAAAGUCAUCGACGUCGAGGACGAGGUUCCAGUCUUUCACCAAAGCAGUUACGAGGCACGUGUCAAGGAAAACGUGCCCGACUAUAAUGUAAUUAAAGUCACGGCCGAUGAUCCGGACACAAAGAAGCAAAUUACGUACACGAUCAAGCAAGGGGAUACCGAACUCUUCAGCAUAGACCCGAAGACUGGACUGAUAAAAACUAUCCGCGGUCUUGAUUACGAGAGCCAGGCCCAGCAUGUACUUAUCGUAGGCACCGAGGAGAACACCAGCAAUUCAACUGGCUCCAUCACCCGCGUUGUUAUCAACGUCCAGGACGUGAACGACAUUCCGCCGGUAUUUACGUCGGUGCCGCGUCCGAUCACGCUGGACGACGAUGUCCCCAUAGGGACGACCGUGAUCCAUCUCGUCGCCGCAGACUCCGACGGCACCGCGCCGGGGAAUCAGGUUCGAUACGAGAUCAUCGGCCGCGGUAUCGCCGGCAAGUACUUCGUAAUCGACCCCGACACCGGCGUUCUCCGAAUACGAGACGACUUGCGCAAGGAGACCGACUCCGAGUAUCAGGUCGACGUGCGUGCAUACGAUAUGGGCGAGCCGCAAUUGUCGUCCGUGACGACCGUGCCGGUCUACGUGCGUCACGUGGCGACGGUGCCGCCGGAGAUCGGUCUGGGUUUCGCGGAGAACUCGUACAACGUCGAGGUGCCCGAGGACGCGGUGGACAACACGCUAAUAAAGAUAAUCACCAUCAUCAACAGCCACGCAUACGACACCACGCCGCUCAGGUGCGAGAUUUACAGCGGCAACGAGGAGGGCCUGUUCGAAACGAGCGUCACGGAGGAGCGCAAUUGCGCCCUGAGGUUGAGAAAGGGAGCGCUGGAUUAUGAGACAACGGAGUCUUACCAGAUUAAGAUCAAGCUGGAGUCGCUCUCGGGCCUCCUGAAUUCCGGCAGAAACACGACGAUGGUGAAGAUUCAGGUGCUGGACGUGAACGACAACAAGCCCGAGUUUAUCUUCCCGGAGGCGAGUCAGCAGCUCACGAGGGGACGUUAUUUCGCGGCGAUUCCGCGCACCGCGCAAUUCGCGUCCACCGUCGUGCAGGUGAAGGCGCACGACAAGGACAACGGCAAGUACGGCAAGCUGGAGUACAGGAUCCUCGAAGGGCGAGGCUCCGGUUACUUCGCCAUCGACAGCUCCACCGGCAUAAUCCGGACAACGGCGACGUUCGACCACGUGGACGCGUCCGAGCUCCCCUUCAAGUUUGACGUUCGCGUGCGCGACAACCCAAAUUCGACCGACAACUACAAUUCGAUUGUCGCGUCGGUGAUCGUCAAUCUUAUCGGUGAGGAGAACCUGAUGAUCCUGGUGGUGCAGGACGCGGCGCCGGACGCGCUGCAGAAGGAGGCUGGCAGAAUAGCGAGCGCGAUCGAGCAGAGGAGCGACCUGCUGAUCGGCAUCGAUAGAGUCGCGGUGAGGAAGAUCCUCACGAAGAACGGCACCGUCGAGACGUUCCCGCACGACUCCGACGUGUGGUUCUACGCGGUCGACCCGGACACCGAGGCUAUAUUGAGCAGAAACAGCACGAAGGUGCAAAGGUCCAUCAUGGAUAAAUCGGCCAUGUCAAAUAUCACCUUUGACGUAUCUACGUUGGUGCGGGCAAAUGCCAUCGACAUUCAUGCACCCGUGAUGCCACCCGAGCCGGUGCGAACGCAAACGGCAGUCGCGUUCAGCGGCGAGGUCUUCCCGUACGCGCUUAUCAUCAUCGCUUGCGUGAUCCUGAUCCUCGGUAUCGCCGGUAUCAUCUACAUAUGUGUCUCCUGGUCCAAGUAUAAGGCAUACAAGGAACGUAUGCAGCGCAUGUACGUGGUGCCGCGAUACGAUCCCGUCUACGUGGAGCCCAAUUUAAAGGAGUACGAGACGCAGGUGCUCCAGAUGAGCGUGCCGGUCGACGACAAUGACAGCUGCAACGAUUUACAAUUGGACUUCAGUAACAAGAAUCACGCGUUUAGCUUGGACAACGUCAGUUACAUCACCAAGGACCAUGGGGACAGUACUGGCCAACAAAGUCCCGUUAGUUCCGAGGCGGCGACCACGGCGCGAGCGUCCAGCAUCGUUGGUAAUCACGGCGACACCAACAUCCACUCCCUGCGACGAUCCACGCUGGGCCGUAAGAAUCAUAGCGUGAGCAACACGAACACCCUGAACAAUCGCGACGCGACACCGGUACUUAAUCCCUUGUACAAUCACGGCGGUGAUCUGCUCAGCCCUAGUCCGUCCAACGACAACGUCACCUUCAGGGAGAGGAAAGAUUACUCGCAUCUCGGGUUCACGUAUCUGGGCGAGCAGAGUCCCGUGGAGACCACGACGGAGUUGUAAGUUUCAUCACCCGAGAGACGGCGAGAGUGCGAACGCUGGUCCCUUUAAAGACUGUCACCGAUUGAUUAUACAUAUCCGCGAGGAGGGAAGGUCGAGAUGUAAACCUACACUGUAAAGAAAGUUACGUGUAAAAUUACAAUUAUCAUAGUAGGUAACAUUGGGAUUAUCUAUUAAACGUGUAUAUUUACAUACGUCAGUAAAUGUAUGUACUUUGUAUAUAAAAUUAUUACCUUGCACAAUAA